AUGGGGUGGUACACGUCGCUUAUCGUGCUUGUCGUCGCCGUCGCCGCGGCGGCCGUUCUCUCGCCCGACGCCAUGCUGCCAUACCGUACCAAGCCCAACACCCCCUUCCUCUCACCCACGGCGUUCGCAGCGCUGCGCUUCGCCCACGUGCUGUGCUGCUCCGUGGCUCUGGGGGCGUCUGUGUGGGUCACCUUCUUUGCUGGCGUCAUCAUGUUCCGCCACCUGCCCCGACACACCUUCGGCAGCAUCCAGGGUCGUCUCUUCCCGGCCUACUUCCGCCUUGUCGCUCUCUGCUCCGCCCUCUCCGCCCUCGCGCUCAAACUCACACUCAACCCCACUGCUGAAUCUGCUGCUUCCGGGGCAGGGGGGUUGCAGCAGGUGCAGCUGCUGCUGCUGCUGGCUGCCCUUGGGGCAGCGCUGCUGAAUCUGCUGUUGUUCGAACCUAUCACCACCAAGAUCAUGCGGGAGAGGCACCGCAUAGUGAAGGAGGCAUGGAUAGGGAACGAGGAGGGGCCGUCGCGCAACAGAGAAAAGGACGCGGGCAUCGGGCAGGAGGUGGGGCUGUCGCGCAACAGGGAGGUGGCACGGACCAAUAAGGAGCUGGCAGCUGUCAACCGCCGGUUUGGCAUGUGGCACGGCAUGUCCUCGCUCUCCAAUCUCGUCGCCCUCUGCUCCUUGGGUGCUCACGCGUGGUUCCUCUCUCAGCAGCUCCCGGCCUAG
Messenger RNA from Closterium sp. Naga37s-1, 720 nucleotides. The record is from the annotation of a GenBank genome assembly. Lineage: Eukaryota; Viridiplantae; Streptophyta; Zygnematophyceae; Desmidiales; Closteriaceae.